Molecule: messenger RNA, 811 nt
Organism: Phoenix dactylifera (date palm)
Lineage: Eukaryota; Viridiplantae; Streptophyta; Magnoliopsida; Arecales; Arecaceae
Source: RefSeq, a predicted model, not a curated record
GUGAAUCAUUCAAAGGAAAGAGAGCGAGAAGGCGCUCUCCUUGGGAUCCGUCACUCCAUUCUCAUCCCCGCUCUCCACCUCUCGCUCUCAAACCCCACUCUCUUAGAUCCAGAGCAAGAACCAGAACUCCCAUUUCCUACUCCUUCCCUUCUCCUUCCGUAUAACCCUAGAGUUAGCUUCCUGUUCUUGGUUCUUGAUCGAUGGCCUUCGCGUUCGCGGGGAUUCGCUUCUCCGCCGUGCAAGCUCCGGGGCUGUCACGUCGGUCUGGGAUUCAUGGAGAUCGCCAGAACGGCGGGAAUCACUCACUCCUAUUCUUGAAGAAGGGUUCUUUCCCGCGGAACAUGCUUGGUGGAAAUUCUUCUUAUGAACCUGAUUCUGCAUCUAUGACUGUUUUUGCAUCUGGAAAGGUGUUGAUUCCAGGCGGUGAAAGUGAUGGUUUCUCAUCUUCUGCAGAUUCAACUGGGAACCCUGAAGUAGCUCCUGAUGACGUGCAGGUGCAUUCUAGGAUAGGCAACAUCCUUUUAUUUUAUGUCUACAUGGUCUUGCAAUGUUGUUCGCUGUGAUAUCUAGCUCAAUGACCAAAAAAUGGAAGAGGAAGCGAUGCUUUUAUUUAAGGAUAUAAUGUUUGUGAAUCUGCUGAGUCCAUAUAAUUUUCUUGAUUGUUUUUGCCAAAUAUUUGCUUUCAUAUGGAGUAUGGCCUUUUUAGGCCUCAUUUGGUUUUAGUCUUAACCCAAAAUUAUAUUAAAAUCUUAACACCUCCUUCCUCCCACAAGAAAAAAACCCUUUCCUCCUCCUCUUGCUCCCUUUUUUU